AUGACGCUGGCGGACCUCAAGGCCGUCAUACAGAGCGAAGUCCAAAUCCCCCCAGAGUCGCAGUUCCUCUUCUACAACAGCAUACAGUUGCGAGAUGACUCGAAGCCGUUGGGGCAGCUAGGCAUAAGUGAAGGUGACAUGCUGGCUAUGCGUAUACGAGUAUCAAUUCCGGGUUCUGGGCCAGGACAGGGUAACCCCUCGCCUUCCAGUGCUGGUGCUGCUGCUGGCCCUGCAGGGGGAGAUGCUGGCAGUGCUGGAGCGGCGUCGCAGCAGGGUGACUCUUCACGCGAGCAGCCGAGGCUACCAGAUCCAGAGACGAUAAGGCUGCAUAUGCUGGGUGACCCACGAGUGCUAGCGGCAGUUAGGCAGCAGAAUCCGACGCUGGCGGGCGCGGUAAACGAUUCGCGGCGGUUUCGGGAGAUAAUGCUCUCUGAUCGACGGGCUGAGGCGCAAGCCGAAGCAGCAAAGCAGGCCAGAAUAGCCAUGUUGAACUCGGAUCCGUUCAAUCUUGAUGCACAGCGAGAGAUCGAGGAGAUUAUUCGUCAGAAUGCUGUUACGGAGAACUUACAUGCGGCCAUGGAGCACACUCCCGAAGCAUUUGGUCGAGUAACUAUGCUGUACAUCCCCGUAGAGGUGAAUGGACACAAGGUGAAGGCGUUCGUUGACUCCGGCGCCCAAGUCACUAUCAUGUCACCCGCGUGCGCCUCAGCCUGCAAUAUCAUGCGAUUGAUCGACCGCCGAUAUGGCGGUAUUGCAAAGGGUGUAGGUACCGCUGACAUCCUGGGACGUGUGCAUUGCGCCGAGAUCCGAAUCGGCGACAUGUAUCUUCCUUGUUCCUUCACGGUCAUGGAUGGAAAGCACAUCGAUCUCCUGCUAGGCCUAGACAUGCUUAAACGCCACCAAGCAUGCAUCGACCUGAAGGAAGGCGUGCUCAAGAUUCGUGAUGAGACGGUGCCCUUCCUCCACGAAGCUGAUAUACCCAAGCAUCAAGACGAAUUGGAAAAUGAGCCCUUGGUCAGGGGAUCGGAUGGAGCUAUCAUCGGAGGGAGGACUGGUGCCGUGCAGCGUCCCGCUGCGGCCGGGGGGAUGUCUCCCUUCCAGAGGCCUGCGCUGCCUACUUCGUUACAACGUCCUCUUCCAACUGGUCCUACUCCUGGUUCUGCUGCUGCUCCUGGUACUGCCCCUCCUCUUACUACCACCGUUCGUACCACUGCUACUGGAGGCAUUGCCUCUGUUCGUGCUGGUGCUUCUGCUUCUUCCCCUCCUCUUACUACCACCGUUCGUUUCCCCGCUACUGGAGGCAAUGUCUCUGUUCGUAUCCCUGCUACUCCAGCCGUUAGUGGUCCGUCAGAACUAUCAUCUAAUAUCCCUCAGCAGCGAGCCUCGCGCUGGCCAGCCGAAUCCAUUGCCAAAAUAACUGACUUGGGAUUCACGCGGGACGAAGCUAUACAGGCGCUUGAUGCUGCGAACGGUAAUCUUGACGGUGCAAUUGGGUAUCUCAUCUAG
Messenger RNA from Nannizzia gypsea CBS 118893, 1506 nucleotides. RefSeq names its product DNA damage-inducible protein 1. Gene Ontology annotation, biological process: proteolysis. The coding region runs from base 1 to 1506 and encodes 501 amino acids. The record is from RefSeq and is a predicted model, not a curated record. The transcript has 2 exons. Gene Ontology annotation, molecular function: protein binding; aspartic-type endopeptidase activity. NCBI's taxonomy places the organism in Eukaryota, Fungi, Ascomycota, Eurotiomycetes, Onygenales, Arthrodermataceae.